UAAGAAGUGUUGUCAAUCGUUUUCUAUCAAAAAGCUGUUUUUCGGCUUAGCUAAAAUGAAGUUUUUAUUGAGUUGGUUUAGUAAUGUGAUGUUGUCAAAUUACCGUUAAAAUUACAGCGCUUACAAAAAGUACAAAUUGUUUUCAUUUAUGUUUCAAAGACUCUGGACUGCUCUACGCAUGGCAGCCACGAAAUCAGAGACGCAGUCGCUCAUCAAGCUCCUCCAUCAUGAACUUUAUUAAUUCUGCAUUAACUAAUGUUUAAUUGAUUCAUUUCUUUUCACCUAUUCUAGAACUAGAAAAACUUAAGUGAAUAUCAAAAAUACUCAAAUUUUACAAAUUUAUUGUCCAAACAAUGAGACUCUAUUUAUUGAAAAGCGAACCUUUCUUUUUAUAUUAUUUAAGUCUCCUAUCCUUUAUUCGAUUAACUUACUCUUCGCCGUCGGUUCGGGGCACUAUGCGUAUGUCCCCACUGAGUGUAUUAUUAUCACUUGGACUAGUGCUCUGCGGACUUGGUCACGUGGGUGCAAUGCCGGAUGGAAACCCCGGCCACUGGUGCAGUCGCUUCCCAGGAGGGCACGAGGUGGAGGCGCUGGGGGGCGAUAACGGCUACUUCAUUGAAGUCAGACACGCCACCUCCAAGCUAGUCGUGAACGACUUCGUCCCAUCUCACAAAUAUGAAGUCUCGAUCGCGACCAGUCGGGACCCCUUCAAGGGCUUCGCCAUAGUGUCUGCCGACCCCUCCUCCUCCUUCAAUGAAGAGCAGUACUUAGGACACUUCGAGGUCCUGGACUCGAAGACGACGAAGAGUUCGAGUGGGUGUAAACCGAUGAUGACUCACGUGAGUGCGAGUGAGAAGCAGUUCGUCACCAUGCUCUGGUACGCACCCGAAAACACAUUCGAGCAGCCAUGUGUUCAAUUCAGAGCAACAGUGGUGAAGACUAAAACUCAGUUUUACAUGGACGAAGGAAAUCUAACCAAGAAGAUCUGCAAAAAGACCUCGUCCCCUGCCGCGUCGGGUGGGCCCGAUGACUCAUUCCGACAGGUGGAUACAUUAUGGGGUGAAGUAGCUCCUGAUAAAGGGUCGGCGGCGGACUAUUUGGCCACGAACCCACAGAUCAGACAGUGUUGUGCUUGUGGAAGAGCCAACUAUAGAAUCAACUUCGCCGCCCUGUGGGACCAGCAGACAGAUGUCAACGGAAAGACACCCUUUGACAAUAUUCAGACAGAAGGACGAAAUCAAGGAAUACCCUUAGAUUUCUACACUAGCAGCGAGCGCGAGUACAUCACUCCAAAAUGGCAGUCGUUAAUCGGGGCGUCACAUGACGAGACAUUCUCGCUGUGGCGGUACGAGGAACAAGCACCCGAACACAUGAGGGCCGACAUGUCUCUCGCCUCCGGCAGAAUACAGCCCCGAAAUAUACAGAACUUCCUCAAGGAGAAUUUUCGAAGUGUGCGUACUGUGAUCCGGAUGCCAGACAUUGCGGACGCCAAGGGCGAUGCCAGUGCACAGUUCUCGGUGGACAAGAAAUUCCAUCUGGCGUCAUUCCUCGCUUUUAUCAGUCCCAGUCCCGACUGGUUUGUGGGGUUCAACUCCGUGGACUUGUGUGACCAAGACUGCACGUGGAAGGAUAAAGUGAGCCUCAGUCUCUACCCCAUAGACGCAGGCACUCACUCCGGCGACAACUUCCUCUCUUCGAGGGAGGAGUUAGUCACGCGGCAGAAGAUCCAAGACUUGCGCUACCUCAACCGCAACAACUCCGACUCCCCCUUCUUCGAACAGGUGCGUAAUUCUAUCCCCAGAUUCGCAAGUGUGGAUUUGAUUCGUACAGCUGUGAGAGACGAUGCAUGCCAAGCUAGCAACUACAACCCAGCAUUCAGCGCCAAUUACGAUCCAGGUUUUGCUCCGGCGGCAGGGGACGAGGCGACGGACCCCUCGCGGUACGACUAUGCGGAUGAACACAUUGGAGAGGGUUCUUUAGAUACCAAUAGACUGUGCAUGUGGAGCGAGUGGAGUGAUUGGGGGGAGUGUGAGGCCUCCUCCCGCAACGGAGUCUGUUCCCAGUGGGGCACUCAGAAGAGGAGCAGGAGCAGCAGUUCGAAUCCAGUCUACUGCAACGUAAACAGUGGACUCGCGGAGGAACAGACUACUUGUGUGCUUCAAUUGGGACCAGAAUGUGCAAAGGAUUGUGUGGUUGGUCAAUGGACCGAGUGGUCUUCCUGUUCCGGGGGCACUUGCAGAGGGGGAGGGGGAGAAAGAGGGGAGGGGAGACAGACUAGACAGAGGUCCAUCUACGAGCAGGCUCAGUUCGGGGGCAAGGCUUGCCCUGGAGACAGAGAUCUAGCGGACAGCCGAUACUGCAAAGACACUAGGCCAUGUUAAUUUUAUCACGCGUCAACUCGCGAGAAUGAAAUUCAAGUUCUUCCCCAAAUGACAACACGCCAAAAACGUUGAGGGUCAACUCAUCAGAGAAACUGUCACAUUUAUAGCUGAUAUUAAUCAUCAUAGCUUCUAUCACUUUUAUUAUAAUCUUUAUUGUGUCUUUUCAUUAGUAACUAUUCCCUCAUUAGCGUACAGGAAAGAAGGAAUAGCACAUUUUCCAGAGAAAAUACUACAACUUGUAAUCCUAACUGAAGCUAUGAAAAUUAUCUCAAACGUCUUGACGUCAUAUCAAAAUGUAGUAU
Symsagittifera roscoffensis is the source of this 2683-nucleotide messenger RNA. RefSeq names its product spondin-1-like. Bases 354 to 2381 code for a protein of 675 amino acids. The transcript has 19 exons. Lineage: Eukaryota; Metazoa; Xenacoelomorpha; Acoela; Convolutidae. Gene Ontology annotation, biological process: cell adhesion. Gene Ontology annotation, cellular component: extracellular matrix. The record is from RefSeq and is a predicted model, not a curated record.